AUGGAGCCGCCCGGCGGAUUGCCGCCAGACAGAGAUCGACAGCUGGUGUUGCGGAAUCCGGCCACGCCCGUUGCGCCUUUGGUGGCGCGUCUGCCGCAAUGCAUGAAGCCGACCACAUUGAGCUUGCAGCCGCAGUCGCAACCACAGGCCAGUGCAACAGCUCUGUCGCCAGCCACCGCCACAGGCAACAACAAUGCAGCGACCGCCACAAGCGGCGGCAGUGGCAGCGGAAAUGCCAACAGCGGCAGCGGAACUGGCAAUGUCAGCGGUUCGGGCACCAGUCCUGCUCUGGCUUCCACCGCCACUGCGAUAUCGGCAACCACUCAGGCGGCCACUGCCUUCAGUGGCAGCUCAGUGGGUCACCAUCAUUUGCAGCACCAUCAGCAUCCUCAUUCAGCAGCAACUUUGGCAACUGCAGGACCCCCACAUUCACAGUCGCAUCCUCACCAGCAUCCUCCGCACCAUCCACACCAACCGCACCACCAUGGAUCUGCCUCGGGCGCUAGUACGCUCUUAAGUGGCGGGGGUGGGAGCAGUCAGCAGCCCCAGCAACAGGCCAUCGAGAAGUUGUCACGACCCAUGGCUUUCGAUAAGAUGGAGGCGUUAGUGCGCGAGAUGCAGGACCAGGAGCACGGUGUGCCUGUGCGGCAGCAGAAGAUGUUCCUUACCUCCAUACCAUAUGCAUUUAUGGGUUACGAUCUUAUUGAGUGGCUAAUGGAUCGCUUACAAAUUGAGGAGUCUGAGGCGCUGAACAUCGCGAACCAGCUAUGCCUGCAUGGCUAUUUCUUUCCCGUCAACGACUCAAAGACGUUGGCCGUUAAGGACGACUCGUCGCUAUAUCGCUUCCAGACGCCCUAUUACUGGCCCUGGCAGCACAAGGCGCCCGAUAACGUUGAAUACGCCAUCUAUUUGGCCAAGCGCUCGUUGCGUAACAAACAACGCCACGCAUUAGAGGACUAUGAAGCCGAAGCGCUCGCUUCUCUGCACAAGAAUCUUAAGGGAAAAUGGGAUUUUAUCUCGAUGCAAGCUGAGGAGCAAGUGCGUUUGGCCAAGGAGCGCAAGAAGGGCGAUAAGAUUGUAGGGGAUUCGCAGGAGCGCGCUUACUGGCGCGUACACCGUCCACCACCCGGCCAAUUCACGCCGCUGGAGCCCUGUCCGGUGCCGUCGCGCGAUCGCCAGGGCCUCAAGCCCAAUAAGAAGAAGACUGUCGACGAUGUGCAACGCGAGGUGGACUAUUUAGGCAAAUCGCUAAAUCGCACACGAAUGAAGAUGUCACAGGCCUGCGAGUCGCUCGUCUGUUACUCGGAAACCUUCACAGAGUACGACUUCUUCUUGCAGCCAGCACUACCCUCCAAUCCAUGGGUCACCGAGGAUAUUGCCUUCUGGCAGCUAAACAAUACAUUUGUCGAUGUGCCCACAGAAAAGCGCGUCAAACGCUGGGCCAUUUCCAUUGAAGAGCUUGUAUCAGAUCCGACGGGUCUCCAAGAGUUCACAUCCUUUUUAGAGAAGGAGUAUUCGCACGAGAAUAUACGUUUCUGGAUAGCGGUGAAUCGAUUACGUCGCUCAGCACACUCGCAGGUGGCUCGCAAGGUCAAUGAGAUAUACGAAGAGUUUCUCAAGCCUGGUGCUCCCUGCGAGAUCAACAUCGAUGGAAAGACUAUGGAGAGUGUUCUGCGCGGUCUUAAGAACCCUUCUCGCUUCACAUUCGACUCGGCAUCCGAGCAUAUCUAUAUGCUCCUACUAAAGAAGGACUGCUAUCCACGCUUCAUACGCUCCGAUCACUACAAACGACUGCUGGAGACUGGCAUUCAACCGUCGCACAAGAAGCGCUUCUUCAACUUCGGUGGCGUGAGCGGUGCCAAGAAGAAGAUGACGGCAGCUCUCUCUAGUCAGCCGAAUCUGGGCGAUGCGGCAAAGGGAACGAGUGGCAGUGGCAGUGGCUCCAUGAUGCAGGCUCCACCGCCGGGCAAUCUGUCACGACGUCGCGGCAGUGAUCGUAGCCUCACGGGCUCCGCUCACGAGCUGGCCGUGAUUGGAGUGAACAAGGAUGCCGGCUCUAAGGUGCCGCACUCACACUCUCAGAGCAAUCUCAGUGAGAUACCCUACAGAGAGACACCAAAGACGAAGCCAGCACGCCUAGAGACCACAGUUGAGACUGUGGCCGGUGCGGCUGCCAGCGCCGUCUGCCCCUGGGAUGAGCCUGUUGCGCCGCCCCCCACAAGCACAGCAGCUGCCCAGGUGAAGCUCUCAGUUUGUCCGUGGGAGCAGGAUAGCGAUACAGGACCCACAAUGACAGCGCCAUCCACAGGCGCCAAUAGCAGCACAGACACAGCUAUAACCACAACUGCAGGCAUGAGCAUCGGUCAUGUCAAGGGCAACACACAACGAUUGACCAGCACCUCAUCGGACGGAAACGGCAGCGAUGUGGCCGAACGCCUUCAACGUAAUCUGGGCAUAAGACAUCAGAAUACUGUGGAUAGCGGCGAAGCUGGCAUGAAACGUUUAAUGCCCAACUUUACUGAGCAGCGACGGGCCUCUGUUUCCUUUACGCCCAGCCGCGUAGCUGAAUAUCCAUUCGGGCGACCGUCCGUUUCAGCUAUGACUUCGACAACGCCAUCGCCCACCGUGGGCAGCCAAAGUGUUGUGAGCACAAACUUCCCACCCCUGUCUGCAGCUCUGCAGGCCAGAAGUGCCGUGAUAAUGAGCAGCAACAACAGCGUCAUCACGAAG
Molecule: messenger RNA, 2730 nt
Organism: Scaptodrosophila lebanonensis
Lineage: Eukaryota; Metazoa; Arthropoda; Insecta; Diptera; Drosophilidae
Exons: 7
Biological process (GO): regulation of G protein-coupled receptor signaling pathway; G protein-coupled receptor signaling pathway; intracellular signal transduction
Source: RefSeq, a predicted model, not a curated record